AUGUCCAACGCCGGAAUGCAGGUCACCGACUCGCCUUCACCCGCUAUCCAAUGGGCAGCCUGUGAUCAGGCUCUAGCGAUAGACCCUACGCUUUCUUGCGGUUUUUUCGAGGUUCCCCUAGACUACCGCAAUGCGUCUGUGGGGACAGGCAAGCUCGCGCUCAUCAAGGCCAACGCUACGGCUUCACGUCGCGGCACUAUGUUCCUCAAUCCGGGUGGACCCGGAGUGUCCGGAAUCGAGACCCUAAACAGCAUAAGUGCGCUGGUGCUCAACUCUACGGGCGGCGAGUUCGACAUCGUCAGCUGGGAUCCGCGCGGCGUUGGCUCUCUCACAGUCCCUGGUGAUGUCUUCUGCUUCGACAGCGUCGAUGACUACAACACGUUCUGGAACGGGACGGUUGAGCUCAACGGCAUCGAGAUGACCGGCAACUUCACAGACCAGGCCGACAUUGACCGGCUCAUGUCGCAGGCGCCGCUCAUGCAGACGAAGUACGAGGAGCUCGGCCAGCGGUGCAUGAACCACUCGGAUGGGUCAGUCUUGCAGUACAUUGGUACGGCCGCGACGGUCCGCGACAUGGUGGCGAUGGCCGACGCGUUGGACGGGCCCGGCGGCCUCAUCAACUACUGGGGCCAGUCGUACGGCACGCUCCUCGGCGCUUGGUUUAUCGGCAUGUUUCCCGACCGUGUCGGACGCGUCAUCCUGGACGGUGUCUUGGAUCCCACUCUUUUCGAGACUGAGGAGGCAGCCCUGGCAUGGUCUGCGCUGCUUGUAGAUGACGAUCAUGCAUACGAGGGCUUCUACACGGCCUGUGCUCUUGCAGGGUCUGACAACUGCACUCUUGCCUCCGCUGGACAAUCGCCCACGGAAGUGAACGACAACAUCCAAUCGCUGCUCAAGAUCGCACAUGAUUUCACCCUUGCGACGGACGGGCCAGUUGCUGUGACGUCCGGCAUGAUUCGAUCGACGAUGCGGCCGGAGAUCUACUUCCCUUCUGGCUGGGCGGAUCUGGCGAAUACAGUGCUACCCAAGUUUGCACAAGGGGUGCAGCAAGAACUCGGAAACGGGCCAACUAACGGCACUAUCAGCGUGUCUGUGGGCCGUACAUGGUACGGAAAGCGAGAUGAGGCGGACACCGUUGCAUACACCACCCAGGCAAUUCUGUGCGGUGACAGCGUUGACCUUACGGACACGGGCAUUGCUGAAGUGUUCGAGAACAUUAUUAAGACGUCGCAGAAUAUUUCGCACAUGUUUGCCUCAGCUUGGCCGUUUGCCUCGUACUAUUGCUCCACCUGGCCCGUUCGCGCUGUGGAGCGGUUCCAGGGAUCGUUCAGCAACUUGACACUUGCGAACCGCGUGCUUGUCAUAGGCAACACGUUCGACCCGGCGACGCCUUUCUCUUCUGCCAAGAACCUGACUGAUACCCUUGGCGACCAGGCCGCCAUCGUCCGACUCAACACUUUCGGGCAUACCACGCUGGCUGCGCCCUCGGCUUGCAUCGGCGACGUUGUGCGUGCAUAUAUGAAAGAUGGAACGCUCCCCGAGGACAACAACAGCGUAUGCGAGGUUGAUCUCGACUUCGAGGUCUUCCCAGGCGUCACCGUAGAAAGCAUCAUGGCGAACUUGCCCGAUGGCGCCGGUACGCUCUAG
Messenger RNA from Trametes versicolor FP-101664 SS1, 1647 nucleotides. RefSeq lists its product as uncharacterized. The record is from RefSeq and is a predicted model, not a curated record. NCBI's taxonomy places the organism in Eukaryota, Fungi, Basidiomycota, Agaricomycetes, Polyporales, Polyporaceae. Bases 1 to 1647 code for a protein of 548 amino acids. The transcript is spliced from 13 exons.